This is a messenger RNA of Penicillium chermesinum, 1341 nucleotides long. RefSeq lists its product as uncharacterized. Gene Ontology annotation, biological process: regulation of cyclin-dependent protein serine/threonine kinase activity. The transcript has 2 exons. Gene Ontology annotation, molecular function: cyclin-dependent protein serine/threonine kinase regulator activity; protein kinase binding. Bases 1 to 1341 code for a protein of 446 amino acids. Gene Ontology annotation, cellular component: nucleus; cyclin-dependent protein kinase holoenzyme complex. The record is from RefSeq and is a predicted model, not a curated record. NCBI's taxonomy places the organism in Eukaryota, Fungi, Ascomycota, Eurotiomycetes, Eurotiales, Aspergillaceae.
AUGCCGUCCUUCUUCGUUCCAGGCCACGGCCUGCCUCCCACUCCUCCUCACAUCAACAGCGGUGGUCGCCUUGAAGAGCCAUCCUUUUACCCGGUCGCCCAUUCUGCCUUCCCGCCUAGAUACCACCAGAGUGGUUGCGAGUUCAUCGAGCAGUACUCCCAGUCCUUGUGCUACGCCAAACCCAACGCAAUGAACUUGCACCCGGCUUCCCACCCGAUGCAUCCGGCCCGUCCAAUGUUCAACUGCCCCCCCAUGGAGAGUGCCAUCCCCCCGCAGUACCGGCGUCAGGACCUGGCCGCAAUGCAACAGGAGCAGCCUCGCAAGGAAGAGAAACCUGCCGGAGGAGUCGCCGCCCAUCUGGAUUACGAAAUGGAACGCAUGUCCGACUUCGUGGCGGAAAUGACCCAGGGAAUGUAUGAUCUGUACAACACCAAGCUUCACCUGCCAGAUAUUGACCUUGCGCGAAGCAUCUCCCCAGGAACCGCGGUGACCUCUCAAUUUCGGAAAUAUGUCUUUCAAAUCCUGUCCUCUACCCGUCUGCCGAGCUCGACCAUCUUACUGGGCCUUUUCUACCUGUCCAGCCGGAUGCGACAGCUAUCCAGCCAACGGGUCUACCACUCCGGUAGUGGUCAGAUCUACCACAUGCUAACUGUGGCUCUUCUCCUGGGAAGCAAGUUCUUGGAUGACAACACCUUCCAGAACAAAUCCUGGUCUGAAGUCAGCAACAUUCCUGUGGCGGAUCUGAACAAGAUGGAAUUGGAGUGGCUCUUUGCUUUUGACUGGAAGAUACACGACCGAAUCUACGAGCAGCAGGAUGGAUUCAACUUCUGGCGCUUACACUGGAAGAACUGGUCCAACAAGGCUAACGUGCGGGCCCAAGAGAUCCGCACGCAGCCGUUGGCCCCUCUUGACACUAACGUUGUGCGCCACCAGAACGUUUCCAAACCCCUGAUGUCCCCUGAAGGUCCUAUUCCUCCUCAGUACCAGCGUAGUUCUCAAAUCGAGAACUCCUGGCUUAACCCGGCAGCUUCUGAGUACUCGCCCCCAUCCGCCCCCCACAGUGGUCCCAACACUCCGGACUACUAUUCGGUCGGUCCCUGGGCCUACUCAAACCCGCCACCCCCGUACUCGCGAUCUUGGAUGCCUCCUUCGCAGUACCUUCCCACGUCGGCACCACGAUCUCAGCCUCCGUCGUACCACCACACCCCAGCCUACGGCUUGCCCUUUGCUCAGAGUGUGUGGACCGGCCACGGCUCAUCUUGUGGCUGCAUGUACUGUGCCAAACAUGUCGAGCAUUACAUGCAGAACAUGUUUCCGGCCUUGCAGCCCAUCGCUGCAUAA